CCCGACAUACACUGAUGGAUUUCACCUCGCGUGCUUUUUUUUUUUUUUUUGGCAAACAUCAGGUUUUGUUGCAACUGUAAAUGCAUCAGGCAGCCCGGCCUAACAAAUCAUCUUUUGGCAGGUUUUAAACUCAUUUUCAUCUACACCCAAGUGCCUGAAGGGAAAACAUUCCCACCGUUUCCUUCCAACUCAGAGCUAGGACUUUAAUUCUCUGUUUUCACUUGGCUGGUCCUGUUUCAAGACUCACGUAUAAUUCGAAGGUCAGCUCAAAUUAAGCCAAGACGAUACCUCAAUAUAUCUACAUGAUGUGGUUUCCAUUGGUAAUUCUUCUGAAUCUUGUGCUACUCACAGACUUCCUAAGCAGUCAGAAUAGCUGUCAGCAUGGCGCCUGUCACCCAUCAGUUGGAGACCUGCUUGUGGGACGCAGCAAACAGCUGACCGCUUCGUCUACGUGUGGACUGUUUGGCCCUCAGAAGUAUUGUACUGUUGGGUACCUUGAGGAGAAGAAGAGAUGUUUCACCUGCGAUUCCAGGCGCCCCUAUCACCCACUCUUCCAAACCAACAGUCACUCCAUCGAAAACGUCGUCGCGGGUUUGGAACGCGAUCGGAAGAAAUGGUGGCAAUCUGAAAACGGUGUUGACCAUGUCAGUAUUCAGUUGAACUUGGAAAAUAUGUUUCAGUUCAGCCAUCUUAUCCUGACCUUCAAGACAUUUCAUCCUGCUGCCAUGUUGGUGGAACGCUCUGCCGAUUACGGUCAAACCUGGAAAGUGUACAGAUAUUUUGCCCAAAAUUGUGCGGCUUCUUUCCCCGAUAUUCCUUCAAAACCAGCCGAAGCGGUUGGGGAUCUUGUCUGUGACUCCAAAUAUUCAGAUAUCGAACCGUCAACUGAAGGGGAGGUUAUUUUCAAAGUUCUGGAUCCCAGCUUUGAAAUAGAAAAUGUGUAUGAUCCAUACAUCCAAGAGCUGGUUGCUUUUACAAAUCUGAGAAUUAACUUUACAAAGCUUCAAGUGUUGGGAGACACUUUGCUGGGAGAAAAGAAACACAACCUUCUGGAAAAUUACUACUACGCGCUGUAUGAAAUGGUUGUUCGUGGGAGCUGCAUGUGCAACGGCCAUGCCAGAUACUGUGGCCCUGGGGAAAACCUGCGUGGGGACGUCUUCCACCAACCUGGGAUGGUGCAUGGAAACUGCCUCUGUGAGCACAACACGGACGGUCUGUCCUGUGAACGAUGCAAAGAUUUCUACAAUGAUGUCCCUUGGAGGCCGGCUGAAGGAUCCCAGGAAAAUGCUUGCCGAAAAUGUGAAUGCAACAGUCAUUCGGAAACUUGCCACUUUGAUAUGGCUGUGUACCUUGCGAACAACCGUACGACCGGCGGAGUUUGUGAAGAUUGUCAACAUAACACAACGGGGCAGCACUGUGAGCGAUGCAAGCCUUUCUUUUACAAAGAUCCUCAGAAGGCCAUGACAGAUCCUCAUGUGUGUAUCGCUUGUGACUGUGAUCCAGAAGGCGCUCUGCAAAACGGGCUGUGCCAGAGUCAUUCCGAUCCUGUCCUCGGAACCAUUGCUGGCCAGUGUCUUUGCAAGCCCAAUGUUGAAGGAGUCCAUUGUGGCAAGUGCAAGCCACACUACUAUGGAAUAAAUGGAAGCGAUCCGCUUGGCUGUCAACCCUGCAGGUGUGACUCAUUGGGGAGUUUGCCUUUCUCCGUUUGCAACCCAGAAUCUGGAGAGUGUGUAUGCCAGGAAUUUGUCACCGGACAACGUUGCGAACACUGUCUUGAAGGAUAUUGGGGUCUUGGCAGUCAUGCAUAUGGAUGCUCGCCAUGUGACUGUGACAUUGGUGGUGCCUACAAUAAUUCGUGCGCACCUACCGAUGGACAGUGUGACUGCCGACCUCAUGUAGUAGGCCGUCAUUGUAGUGAACCAGCUGUAGGCUACUUUUUCUUACCUUUGGAUUAUUAUAUAUAUGAAGCUGAAGAUUCAACGCCACUCCUUGGACCUCUGCCCUUGGUUCAGCCAACAGCCAUGCCGCGCUGCGAUGUCUACUUUCAGCGACGAGGCUAUGAUUUCACAAUUGAAAAUGGAAAAAUUGUCUUGAAGAAGAUUAAGAAAAAGGGCAUCGGAAAGCUGACAGCGGGACAAAAUUCAGUUCCGUUCAACAGAAACCCUGCUCUGAAUAUCGUGAUUAAAGAGGUUGUGCCUGGAAAACCUGUGACGUGGUCAGGACUGGGCUUUGUACGUGUGCGAAACAAAGCAGGGUUACGUUUUUUGAUCAAUAACAUUCCAUUUCCGAUGCACUUUAAUAUCAUCAUUCGCUAUGAGCCAGAGACUUCAGCUGACUGGAGAGCAACCAUUACUGUUAAGUCUUCUGGUCCUGUAGGAAGUGAACACUGUACAAAGCAAGUUGCUCUGGAAGAACCACAGUCUCUUGAUCUACCAUCCAUAAGGAGAAUCCAGUUGCUAUCCACUCCUAUAUGCUUACAGCCAAAGACAGAAUAUUUUGUAGAUGUCUAUUUUACCAAGACUUCGGAUCCUGAACCAAAGUCUCAGUCCUCCAUACUGGUUGAUUCAAUUGGACUCCUUCCGGUCAUUGCUUCUGUGGAAAACUUUUGUGAUCCAAAUGAUUUAGAAGAGUAUCAGCAGUAUCGCUGCGUGGAAAGUGCCUCGGAAAUUGGACCACAUAUCUUAGCGGAAACAUGUGCAAAACUUAUUGCCAGUUUGUCUGCCCGUAUUCACAACGGUGCCGUCCCCUGCAGGUGCCACCCACAAGGUUCCCUCAAUUCUCACUGCACAAAACUUGGAGGCCAGUGCCAAUGCAAAGCGAACGUUGUAGGACGCUGUUGUGAUAAAUGUGCGGCUGGAAGCCACAGCUUUGGGCCCCAAGGUUGCCUUGCAUGCGGAUGUCAUCCUCAAGGGUCAGUCAGCACCCUGUGUGACCAGAUGACCGGGCAGUGUCCUUGUCGAUCAGAUGUAGCCGGCCAGCAAUGCAAUCGAUGCCUAGCUGGAUAUUUCGGGUUUCCUCAUUGUCGCCCUUGUGCUUGCAACGGCUUGGCAGAACUUUGCGACCCACAGACGGGAGUGUGUUGGAACUGCACGAGGUUUACCACCGGAUCUAACUGUGAAAGGUGUUUGGAUGGGUAUUAUGGAAAUCCUCUGGAAGGAAAACCUUGUCGUCCUUGCAUGUGCCCAGAUUCCCCAACCAGCAAGAGAUAUUUUGCGCAUUCCUGCUUCCAAGACCCUUGGACCAAACAAUUAGUCUGCAAAUGCUUUGCGGGAUACUCAGGUGACCGCUGUGAUGAGUGCUCCAGUGGGUUCUAUGGGAAUCCAAGGGUAGCCCCAAGUCAAUGCCUUCCUUGUUCCUGCAACAACAACACGGAUAUGGCAGACCCAGAGUCUUGCAACAAGGACACUGGAGAGUGUUUGAAAUGUUUAUACAACACUCAUGGACCCAACUGUCAAUUCUGUAAACCUGGUUACUUUGGAUCAGCACUUCUGAGGAAUUGUGAAAAAUGUAACUGCAACCUUUCGGGUGUGAAUCCAGCAAAAUGCCCACCUGGAAGUGACUUUUGCACUUGUGAUCAGACCACGGGCCAGUGCCCUUGCUCACCUCAUGUGACAGGCGAGAAGUGUGACCGAUGUGCUCCUGGCUACUGGAACAUGGUCCAGAGAAGAGGCUGCUGUCCCUGUGGCUGCCAUCCCAAACAUUCCAUAAACAAUGUUUGUGAUCAGCUUACAGGUCAGUGUUCAUGUGAAGUAGGUUAUGCCGGAAGACGUUGUGACAUCUGUGCUGAAAAUCAUUAUGGCAUCGAUUGUAUCGAAUGCAAGUGUCACAAGGAGGGCACUCUGACUCCUGCUUGUGAUAAGGACACUGGAGUGUGUCAUUGCCGCACUGGAGUCUCUGGGGAGCGCUGCGAUCGGUGCGCGCGCAACCGCAAUCAAGCCUUCCCCUCCUGCUCUCGCUGUCACGUUUGCUUUGAUCGGUGGGAUAAGGUCAUGAGUUCUUUGUCGCGGAGAAUCCAGAAAUUAUUGAAAUUCGCGGGAACGCUCGCGGAGAAGAGGAAAGCAACGCCGGGCUGCGAUUUCAACUUUAAGGGCUAUGAAAAGAAAAUGUCUGACCUAGGAAAGGUCUUGAAAAGGCCUUUCCCAUCGUCCGAGGUGCUCUUGAAUAUUAAAAAAGUCCAGGACAAUAUUAGACAAAAAGUUUCUCACAUGUUUCUGCAACCUGGACCACUGGAUCAGUUUCCUGAUCUCCACCGUGUAAUUGAAAACCUACACAAAGAUGUUGACAAUCUUUCUGAAACCCUGCAGAAGAGAAAAGAUCUGCAUUGCGGGAUGACUUACCUACAGUUCCAAGAUUUUUUCAACAAAAUAAAGAAUUAUUAUCAAAUUACGUUGGCUGCUGAGAAGAGAAUCCAGGGAGCCAAAUCCAUCAUAGCUUAUGGAGGAAACGUAAGGAACAAGGUGUUUGCCCUCCUGAACGACCUGGACGUAAAGGAAAACAUUACGCUGGAUCAGCUGAGGACGUUCACAGUUUCAGAAAUCGAAGACCUAAAUGAAAAAGUGUGUGGGAUGCCAGGAAACGUGUCGUGUGCCGUGGCAGAGUGUGGCGGGGCUUUGUGUCAUGACAGGCAGGGCAACAAAUAUUGUGGCGAUCCAAAUUGUGAUGGGGCAUACCCUCUUUCUAUCAAUGCCUUUAGAAAGGCCGAGCGCACGGACCUGCUGUUAAGUAACCUAAUCAAUCAGACGCAAGGAUUUCAGAAUAAGAUCAAAAGUAUUAGGAAGAUGACUGAAGACACUAAGGAGAAAACAUUGACGAUACAUGGAAAACUGGAGAAAAAUAAAUAUCAAAUUGAAAAGGAAAGAGAAAGCAUGAAAGAACUUAUCAAGCAACUAAGGAACUUUUUGCUGGAGGAAAGUGCCCCACCUGAGGAUAUAGAAAAAGUUGCCAAUUAUGUUCUGGGCAUCAAGAUGCACAAGGGACCUCAGGAGCUGCCAGACCUGCUCAAUAACCUCCAGAGUCUCGUGACACAAUGUGAGGACAGCACGGAAUAUAUCAGAAACUUAAAGAAACCCAAAGAAGAGGCAGAAAAGCUUUUGAAGAAAGCCAAAGAAGCUGAGGAGAGAACGAAAGCUCUCACUGCGCCUGACGAAAUAAUAACCGACUUGAAAGAAGUCGACGACACUCAGAGACAAACCAAAGAUGCCUUGGCAACUUCAUAUGAGAAAAUAGAAGAAACUGUGUCAAAAAUUUCAAAGGCUGAGAACCAAAUGAAAAAGGCUGCCACUGAGUUGCAGGUUUUUCCAGAAAAACAGUCCAAGCUGACAGAGGAAAUAAGUUCCCUGAAGACCAAAAUGGAAACGAACAGAAUCCAAGCCGCAGGUGCCAGAUCAAAAGCAAAAGAAGCCCAAAAUCAAGCGGCAGAAAGUAAUAAGGAAUUUGCUCAUCUUAAACACGAAUUCAGCAACUUGCAAGGCAAAUUUCUGACCAGCGGACUUACCUUAGAAAUCUUGCAGAAACUCAGCUGGUUGAAAAAAGAGGCAGAAGAACUGGCCCAUGAGACCGCACAGAAAGCAAAAAGAAUCACCGCUCUAGAAAAGAAGAUACAAGAUCUGAACCAGAUCAAACAGCAAAAAGCUGAUCAGCUGAAGCAACUGGAGGAUCAUGUCCUAGCUAUUAAAAAUGAGAUCGCUGAGGAAUCAAACAGAUAUGCUGUUUGUAAAAGCUAGACGCAAAGAAGGCGAAAUCACGUGGGAAUCACUAAAUGAGAAAAGAAGGUGAGGAAACACAGGGAGUGUUGUUUGGAAAAUUUCAUGCCACAAAAGGUUAACUGGAAAAUUCCACGCUGGAGAAGAGGAAUUGUAUAUUUCACUUGGAAGCAGCUGCACAGAGAUAGUGCACUAAUGUUGUUUUGAACAACAUUAAAUUGAAAAUUUCCAGGUGCUUAAGGGGAUAACAUGGAGCCGUGUCUGCCAAGUUUGACAAUUUCAUGAUGUAUGGAUUCAACUCCCAGCUGGCUGGAAAAUUCUGGGAGUCAAAGUUCACCGCAUCUUGUUAAAGUUAAGUUGCCAAGAUCGUGAGGUAGUAGAGGAUGCCUUUAUGAAAAUCUUGAAGCCUUUUAUAAAAGUGAGCAUAAAGCAAUACAGAAUGGAACAGAACAGAGUAAUAGAGUUGGAAGGGACCUUAAGAGAUCUUCUAGUAGUUCAAUCUCCUGCUGAAGCCGUUUCAGAUAAUGGUACAGCGUUUCCUGCAAUGGUAUUAAUCUGUUCUUUGCCUUCUAUGAGAAUGAAAUAAUCUGAUUUUCUAUCUGCAAAACAAGGAGCAAAAAUGGAAGAGCAAGGAAAUUCCCACAGAGGAAGAGUUAAUACAUAAAAUAUUAGCACGUGCGGAAAUGGACAGGCUCACAAUGAUAUUAAAAGACAAAUGUGGAUCAGUUUA
Crotalus tigris (Tiger rattlesnake) is the source of this 6432-nucleotide messenger RNA. RefSeq names its product laminin subunit beta 4 (gene LAMB4). The coding region runs from base 303 to 5723 and encodes 1806 amino acids. Gene Ontology annotation, molecular function: extracellular matrix structural constituent. Gene Ontology annotation, biological process: axon guidance. The transcript is spliced from 36 exons. Gene Ontology annotation, cellular component: basement membrane. Lineage: Eukaryota; Metazoa; Chordata; Lepidosauria; Squamata; Viperidae. The record is from RefSeq and is a predicted model, not a curated record.